Molecule: messenger RNA, 2267 nt
Organism: Aspergillus ochraceoroseus IBT 24754
Lineage: Eukaryota; Fungi; Ascomycota; Eurotiomycetes; Eurotiales; Aspergillaceae
Product: sodium:solute symporter family protein
Exons: 5
Coding region: 1-2040 (679 amino acids)
Biological process (GO): urea transmembrane transport; spermidine transport; putrescine transport
Cellular component (GO): plasma membrane
Molecular function (GO): spermidine transmembrane transporter activity; putrescine transmembrane transporter activity; urea transmembrane transporter activity
Source: RefSeq, a predicted model, not a curated record
AUGGCCGACUCGGUCACCUUCCAAGCCCCUCUCUCCCAGGGGUUUGGCUAUGGUAUUAUCAUCGGCUUAGGGUUUGCCUUUGCCCUGACCAUGAUCUUCAUUACCUGGGCUCUCAAGCGAUACCAACAUGAAGUGAUCACAUCAGAGAUGUUCUCUACCGCUGGACGAACUGUCAAGUCUGGCUUGGUUGCUUCUGCGGUCGUGAGUAGUUGGACUUGGGCCGCUACUCUUCUCCAGUCUUCCGCCGUGGCCUACCAAUAUGGUACCUCGGGUCCGUUUUUCUAUGCAUCUGGUGCCACCGUCCAAAUCAUCCUGUUUGCCACGCUUGCUAUUGAACUGAAAAGACGCGCCCCCAAUGCACACACUUUCCUCGAAGCUAUUCGUGCUCGAUAUGGAACCGCUGUGCAUGUCGUCUUUAUCGUCUUCUGCUUGAUGACAAACAUCCUUGUGACCGCCAUGCUGCUUACUGGCGGUUCGGCAGUUUUGACCUCCAUGACGGGCGUCCCAACAGUUGCUGCCUGUUUCCUCCUCCCAAUCGGUGUUGUCAUCUAUACUCUGUUCGGUGGUAUCAAGGCGACGUUUAUCACCGACUACAUGCACACCGUUGUCAUUAUUGUCAUCAUCUUCAUCUUCUCCUUCUCUGCCUAUGCUACCCAUGACAAGCUGGGAUCUCCUGGAAAAGUAUAUGAUUUGCUCGUCCAAGCUGCAAAGCUCCACCCGGUUGAGGGCAAUGCCGAGGGAAGCUAUCUGACCAUGAGAUCGAAGGAAGGUGGUAUUUUCUGGGUCAUUAAUAUUGUUGGAAACUUUGGCACUGUCUUCCUUGACAAUGGAUACUAUAACAAAGCUAUUGCCGCGCACCCAGUUCAUGCGUUUCCCGGGUAUGUCAUCGGAGGUCUUUGCUGGUUUGCAAUCCCCUGGCUCUGCGCUACCACUAUGGGACUCUCAGCUCUUGCCUUGGAGGGUACUCGCCGCAUCAGCUCGACGGACGUCACCGCAGGUCUCGUGCUGCCCUUCGCCGCUGUCGAGCUUCUUGGCUACAGCGGAGCCGUAUGCACAACCCUCAUGGUCUUCAUGGCGGUCACCUCUGCCUUUUCUGCACAGCUGAUCGCUGUUUCCUCGAUCCUCACCUACGACAUCUACCAAGCAUACAUCAACCCGGCCGCCAAGGGCCAGCGCCUCGUUUGGGUCUCGCACCUGUCCUGUAUCCUCUUUGCCGUCGUUAUGGCCUCCUUCGCCACGGGUCUCUACUACGCCGGCAUCGGCAUGGGCUACCUCUACCUCCUCAUGGGCGUGAUCAUCUCGUCGGCCGUCUUCCCCGGCGCCAUGGCUCUCAUCUGGAAGGGCCAGAACUGGAUCGCAGCCGCCGCCUCGCCCGUGCUCGGCCUCGCCAUGUCCCUGAUCGCCUGGCUCACCACCACCAAGAGCCAAUACGGCACCUUCACCGUGCAAACCACGGGAUCCAACUACCCCAUGCUCGCCGGCAAUGUCGCGGCCCUCCUCAGCCCCCUUGUCUUCUCGCCCCUGCUCACCUAUCUCUUCGGCCCGCAGAACUACGACUACGAGUCCAUGCGCGCCAUCCGCAAAGUCGACGACUCCGACGUCGCGGCCGCCGCACACGUCCACAUCGACCUUAUUCCCGGCGAAACCCUCUCCGCCGCCCAGGAGCAGGAGGAAAUCGCCAAGCUCAACCAGGCCGCGGUCCUCUCGCGCGCCCUGACAGUCAGCAUGGUCGUUUGCUUCCUCCUCCUCUGGCCAAUCCCCAUGUACGGCUCGUCGUACGUCUUCAGCAAGGAGUUCUUCACGGGCUGGGUGGUGGUUGGGAUUAUCUGGUUGUUUGGCUCGGCGUUUGGCGUUGUGGUGUUCCCGCUUUGGGAGGGGAGGGAGAGCAUGGUUCGCAUUGUCCGACUUAUGGCGCUUGAUGCGAUGGGGAGGAAGAAGCAGCAGGACGCACUGGACGGUGACAAGUCCCACGAAGAGACUACGUCGGGGGUUAUCACGCCAACGGAAAAGGUCAUGUUGAAAUCGGAUACUACUGUGUGAUAUUCCCCCCCCUCCUUUUUCCCUUUUCACUUUGAUGAGGAAACUGAAAUUGUGGCUCAUGAUUCUUAUACCCCCUGCCUCCCUCCUUCGUUUUUGGUGUUGGCUUUGCCCUUGUUUUGCUUCGUUACAUAUUUAUAUAACUAUCGAGUGACUUUUUGGUCCUUACCAGUGGGUAUAUAAUAUAAUAUAAUAUAACAUAAUAUAAUAUAGCCUUUGGCUAUAAUGCC